Messenger RNA from Mesorhabditis belari, 3390 nucleotides. Lineage: Eukaryota; Metazoa; Nematoda; Chromadorea; Rhabditida; Rhabditidae. The record is from the annotation of a GenBank genome assembly.
AUGGCUUUGGUGGCAUUGUUGAGUUUGCGUUGUCGAACACAAGGAGACACGAGCGAUGUACGAGUUCGUAGGGCAAUCACCACCACUGCACCCAACGCCGAGCCGCCUCUUCCUUCACCCCCACCACCACCACCAGCGAAUGAUGUGGCAUGGGACUUGUCGCUUAACUCUGCUCCACCACGAAAUAGCAACAUCAAGCCAAAGAAGCCAUCGGUUCGAAACAUGGUCGAAGCAAAGCGAGUGCGAGCCCCAAUUCACCAACCAAUUUAUCCAAUCCAGUUAUUGCGGCACUCCAAUGGACUAAAGCAUGCGAAAUCACUUUCUGGGUGCUCAUCGCGUAUUUCGGCGAUUUUGGUUCUUUGGGUGAUUGCCCCGGUUUCAAUCGUCAUGCCGAUCGUCCUCACCAUCAUCCACUCUCUGACCGACCAACGAACUUAUCACGAUUACGAGUACAAACCGCCAAUUCCUUGGAUUGACAUCGUGAUCGAGCGUCUCCAAAAACUCUACGGCGUCUCCCCGGCUCAGGCCAAUUUAGCGCAAGUCAUCUCACUUGGUGAUGCUGUCCGAAUCAUCGAUGAGGCAAAGAAAUGUUUCAUGUCGGAGAGUUGCUUGGCCGAGAUUGUAGCUCCAUGCAAAGUGAUUGGCGAUAUUCACGGACAAUUUCAGGACAUGCACAAGUUAUUCGAUAUCAUCGGCCGUGUCCCAAAAGAGCGCCUUGUUUUUCUCGGCGAUUACAUUGAUCGUGGACCACAAAGUCUUGAGGUUGUGUUUUUCUUGUUCGCUUGGAAGAUUCGUUAUCCCGAACGAGUGAUGCUGCUGCGUGGAAACCACGAAACUCCAGCCGUCAACAAAAUCUACGGUUUCUACAAUGAGUGUUUGAUGAAAUAUCAAUAUCCUGGAAUCGGUCUUUGGUGGGAUUUUCAGAGCUGCUUCAAUCGAAUGCCCAUGGCUGGCCUCAUCGCAAAGAAGGUCUUGUGCAUGCACGGAGGGCUCUCACCUGAUCUCACUCAUCUCGACGUUCUUCGCAACAUCGUCCGUCCAUGUGAACCACUUGAUCGAGGGCUUCUCAUCGAUCUCCUCUGGGCUGAUCCCACCAAUCAAGGAGACGGAUGGUUCCACUCGAUUAGAGGCAUCUCCUACAUGUUCGGAAAAGGGGUCGUGGAGCAAGGCUGUCAAAUUCUCGGCGUCGAUCUCAUCAUUCGAGCACAUCAAGUCAUCCAGGAUGGAUACGAAAUUAUGACAGGCAGAAAGUUGAUCACCGUAUUCUCAGCCCCAAACUACUGCAACCAGUUCAGCAACACUGCCGCCGUUGUUUGCCUUGACGCCGAUUUAAAGGUGACUAUUCAACAGAUGGUGAUACCAUUGCCGGCAAGUCAACGUGCUCGUCCCGCUCCGGCCAUCGCCAUCGAUCUCGACGCCACUCAAGCCGAACAGGAUAUCAAAGCCAUCAUGGUCGUUUCCCGUGCCGAGGCUAAAGCCGACAAAUUUGAAGAGACACAGGAAAAUUCGGAAAGAGCUGUGCCCGUCACCACUGGACACCCUGGACAAACGCCGCCUGAAAGACAAACUGUUCUUCUUUUCCAAAUCCUUACAGUAUAUCAAUUUAUUUCGCCUUUGGUGAGGAAAAAACGCCAGCUGCUAGUCGGUGACUCUUUUGUAAUUCCUCAACUCACGUUUUUUUUUUAUAAUUUCAGAGAUUUGCCAUACUCGAUCAUCCCCAUUCCUUCGGUAAUUCUUCAAUCAAUGCCGAAUUGUCUCCAAUUCGGUCUACUGUUAGCGUUAUGUGUAUGUUGUGUCGAUACGCAGAAUGUCACCAAAACUUUGCCUUCUUAUGAGAUUUUAACCUUUGAUUUCUCGGCGAUCGAGACUCCAUUCGUUGUCGCGUCAUGGCUGGCAAUUGCAAGUGGAGUGAAAAUUUUAUUUCACUUCAUUCGUCCACUCUCGAAAUAUUUCCCCGACAGUUCUUUGCUCGUUUUCGUCGGUUUUGCGCUGGGAUGGAUUCUGCACUAUGGAAUCGAAUCGAUCAAAGCCGAAUACUACCAACUAGAGUCCGUUUACUUCUUCCAUUUCCUUCUACCGCCAAUCAUUUUUGAUGCAGGAUAUUUCAUGCCGAACAGGGCUCUCUUCGAGAAUUUCGGCUCGGUCAUGCUUUUUGCGGUGAUUGGAACUGUCUGGAAUACGAUAGCCAUCGGUGGUGGCCUCUAUUUGUUAUCCCUAUACGGUCUCUUCAGCAUUCCAUUUGAUGCAUUCGAAGUGCUCACCUUCACUUCACUCAUCUCAGCCGUUGACCCAGUGGCUGUCAUUGCAGUAUUCGAGGAAGUGCAUGUAAACGAGUUCCUUUUUAUCAACGUCUUUGGUGAGGCUCUCUUCAACGAUGCUGUAUCGGUUGUACUCUAUAAAAUGUUCAAGAAUUUCUAUGAUAUCGGGCCGGAACGGGUCGAGAUUGCCGAUUACGGUAAAGGCGUUGUCUCCUUUUUCGCGAUCGCUGUUGGGGGGACAGCCGUUGGGAUCAUUUUUGCGUUUGUUGUCGCAAUCGUCACAAAAUUCUCGGAUCACAUCCGCAUCCUUGCCCCAAUCUUCGUCUUCGUUGUCCCCUAUAUGGCGUAUUUGUUGGCCGAUUCGAUGGGAAUGUCAUCCAUUCUGGCGAUCUCGGUUUGCGGAAUGGUAAUGAAACAAUAUGUGAAGGGAAAUCUAACACCAGCUGCCACGAAUUCCGUCAAAUAUUUCACGAAAAUGUUGGCUGUUGGCGCUGAAACGUUAUUAUUCAUGUUUUUGGGUGUCUCGGCCAUCGUGACUCCACAUCAUUUUGAUUGGGCAUUCAUUUCGAUCACUGUCGCUUUCUGUUUGAUCUUCCGGUCAAUUGGCGUGAUGGUUCAGUGUGCCAUUCUGAACAAAUUCCGGAAGAAGAAAUUCUCGCUGGUGGAUCAAUUCAUCCUUUCCUAUGGUGGUCUGCGUGGCGCGAUCGCUUUCGGUCUCUCAGUUUCUCUGCCAGAUUCAAUGGCCGCUAAACCGAUGUUUGUCACGACGACGAUUGCCGUCAUUUAUUUCACUGUUCUUCUGCAGGGAAUCACCAUUCGUCCAAUCGUCAAUUGGUUGAAGGUCGAACGAUCCGAUGGACGACAAAAAACGAUGACUGAGAGUGUCUUCAUGAAGUAUAUCGAUUACACGAUGUCGGGUGUCGAAGAAAUCUUCGGAAUUCGCGGAGAGCAUUACAUAAGAGACACAUAUGAGCGAAUCAAUGCAAAGAUCUUGAGGCCGAUUCUGAUGAGAAAUGAGGAAAAGAAAGAUUUCGAUGCAUCGGUGAUCGUUCGUGCUUAUGCAAAGAUUACCCUCGAAGAAGCCCUUGCUCUAAAAGAGCAUUUACCCAAAAAGAAGAAAAUCGACAAAAAG